AAAAGAAUUGAAGGUCAGAAGAAGGUUUGCUGUAGCAUCCGUCGGCGUUAUCUUGUGUGCCUCGCCGUCUUGUGGUUUGCGGCGGGGAUACACGUCGCAAUACUACCGCAUGUCGCUACUUCAAACCCUCGCUCUCCAAACCCCGGCCUUCCUCCGCUCCAAGCAAGCAUCGCCGUUCUCUCUCUACUUCCUCUCUCCCAACCCUGCCCUUCAUCCUCAUCUCCGAUCGUCCCUCCGCCUUCCGAAACCUUCGGCCUGCAUCUCCUCGUCGGAUCCAGACCCCGAUACUAAGCCCAAGCCUCGUCGGCGUAGCCGUAAAACAGAGGGAACCGACCCCGUCGAUGGCGCCCCGGCCGAGGGUUUCGUGCCCCGCAAGCCGAGGCGCGGCCGCCGGAGCGAAUCGGCGGCCGUGGAGGACUUCGUGAGGUCACGGCUCCAGGAUACUUUCGCUGCGAUCAGAGAGCAGAACGCGGGGCUUCUGGAGGGGAAGCACGAGGUUCUCAAAGCGAGGAGGACCGACGAAGAGGAGGAGGAGGAGGAGGAGAAGCGCAGCGAGGGUGAGGAUCUGUCGGUGGAGGAUGAUGAUCCGGAAUGGCCGCUCGACGCCGAUGUUGGAUGGGGGAUCAGGGCUUCCGAGUACUUCGAGAAGAAUCCCAUCAAGAACGUCGUGGAAGAGGGGGUGGAGAUCGAUUGGGAAGGGGAGAUGGAUGAGGGUUGGGUGAAGGAGAUCAAUUCCUUGGAGUGGGAGAGCUUUGCGUACCACCCCAGCCCUCUUGUUGUUUUGGUGUUCGAACGCUAUAGAAGGGCAGCUCAUAAUUGGAGGAUGUUGAAGGAGCUGGAAAAUGCAGCCAAGGUAUAUUGGAGUGCUAAAGAUCGGUUACCUCCCAGGACUAUCAAGAUUGACAUUAAUAUUGAGAGAGAUUUGGCAUAUGCUCUCAAAGUCAAAGAAUGUCCUGAGCUAUUAUUUCUGAAAGGAAACACGAUUCUGUACAGAGAGAAAGAGUUUAGGACUGCAGAUGAGCUGGUACAGAUGAUUGCACACUUCUACUAUAAUGCUAGGAGACCAUCAUGGGUUGAUACUGCAAGAGUUUCUUUGCGCUGUUGAAUCUUGUUCAGGUAGUUAACUUCUUCCUCAAAUUUGACAGUUUUACACAUCUAUUUGCCUUUGGAAUUCUGAAGAUUUAUCUGAACAAAGAAUUAUGAGUUGAUUUAUCUCAUCUCAUCUAGUCUUCCGAAAAAACGUAAUUUUGGUAAGAUAUUCAGGUAUUGCAGUCUCUCAUUGGUGACUGUAAAGAAGUUCUUCGAGAUUCUAUUGAGUAUGAGUUGGGCAUAAUCAGUAGGUUGGAGUCUUAUUCCGUGGUCAUAUCUAGGCGAGGUUGUGUAUUGAAGUCGACUGUGUCAUGAUAUUUUCUUGACAAUUCCAUAGUUAAUGCAUAUUGAAGCUUGUUCACCUUUU
Messenger RNA from Zingiber officinale, 1456 nucleotides. Its product is annotated as thioredoxin-like fold domain-containing protein MRL7 homolog, chloroplastic. Gene Ontology annotation, cellular component: chloroplast stroma. Bases 110 to 1105 code for a protein of 331 amino acids. Gene Ontology annotation, biological process: chloroplast organization; regulation of DNA-templated transcription. The record is from RefSeq and is a predicted model, not a curated record. Lineage: Eukaryota; Viridiplantae; Streptophyta; Magnoliopsida; Zingiberales; Zingiberaceae. The transcript is spliced from 4 exons.